This is a messenger RNA of Vespula vulgaris, 2109 nucleotides long. RefSeq names its product cytokine-like nuclear factor N-PAC (gene Ndf). The transcript is spliced from 12 exons. The record is from RefSeq and is a predicted model, not a curated record. Gene Ontology annotation, molecular function: oxidoreductase activity, acting on the CH-OH group of donors, NAD or NADP as acceptor; NAD binding; NADP binding. The coding region runs from base 404 to 1918 and encodes 504 amino acids. NCBI's taxonomy places the organism in Eukaryota, Metazoa, Arthropoda, Insecta, Hymenoptera, Vespidae.
CGAAUGUUACUAUCCAUUCCCAAUCAGAUUUGCACGAAACUUGUUAGCAAUACUGUAAUUUCGUGCGGAAGGUGAAAAUUAUUUUUAAUUACGAUAAAUGCUGCUUGCAAAAUAGGAAAAAAAUUCUCGCAAUCGAUGGCUGACAGCUGGCGCUACGCAUUGUAAACGAGACUGUAGGACGGGAUUGUAGCGUACCGGAAUUCAUAAUUUUACCGGAAGUUUACAAAUUAGGUCUAUGAAAAUAAAAAGCAACUUCGUCACAAAGAAAAGAAACGGUUACGCAUUUGACUAGAAGAUAGAGGAGGGGACGAUUUGGAUUACGUCGUCGAGCACAAACGACGCUCUGCUCAUCAGUCAGUCGCUUGCGGUUCGUGAGCGAAGAGGUAGUGAUUAUACGUUGAUUAUGUCUGAAAUGUACAAACUAGGUGAUUUGGUAUGGGCGAAGAUGAAGGGAUUUUCACCGUGGCCUGGCCGGGUAUCCAUUCCUUCAAAGGAUUUGAAGAAACCUGGAAAUACUAAAAGAGGACCAGUACAAUGUAUUUUCUUCUUUGGAACUAAUAAUUAUGCAUGGAUAGAAGAAUCCAAUAUCAAACCAUACCAACAAUAUAAAGAUACUUUGGUAAAAUCAAGUAAAUCUAUCGCUUUUAAAGAUGCAGUGGAAGCUAUAGAAGAAUUUAUUGCCAAAGGAGAGGUUUUUGAAGAUGGGUUAGAUCCAGAUUCACUAUUUGAUAGACUGAAAGAAGAUACAUUAUCUACAGAAAAGAAAAUAGUAACAAAAAUACCGAAACCACGCAAGGAAACACCAAAAGCUAAGCGAUUAGAUAGUGGUGCCAGUGACACUCGUCGUCCAGCCAAAAAACAGCGCAGAGAAUCCAGUACAAGCAAUAGUAACAGAGUCGGUAGCAUUAGUCCUGCACUAAAUCAUUCUACUCCUACUAGGAAGUCAGGUUCAACUCUUCUGAACAGGCCAGCCAAUAUCACCAGACCAGUAACACCACCUCUCGAUGUUGAAACAUUAUCUCAAACACUCAAAGAGAAGAAUAUCCUUCCUUCGAAUUUGAAAUUUGGUUUCCUCGGUUUGGGAAUUAUGGGCAGCGGCAUCGUAAAAAAUUUGAUCAACAGUGGGCACAGUGUGAUAGUGUGGAAUCGAACGCAAGAAAAGUGUGCGGACUUUGUAAAGGCUGGAGCAGAGCAAGGAUUAACACCUUCGGAUGUCGUAUUGGCAGCUGACAUAACGUUUUCUUGCGUUGCUGAUCCACAAGCUGCAAAGGAUAUGGUUUUUGGUAACUGCGGCGUAUUGAUGGAAAUAUCCUCUGACAAGGGUUACGUUGAAAUGACAGGAAUAGAUGCGGAAACGUCACAGGAUAUCGCCGAGGCGAUAAACGCCAAGGGUGGCCGUUACCUUGAGGCACAAGUGCAAGGUAGCAAAACCCAAGCACAGGAAGGCACAUUGGUCAUUCUUGCGGCUGGAGAUCGUACGCUUUUCGACGAUUGCCAAUCGUGUUUCGAGGCUAUGGGUAAAAACAGUUUCUAUCUUGGCGAAGUUGGUAACGCGUCCAAGAUGAACCUCGUGCUUCAGCUAAUGGCUGGUGUAACAUUGGCGGGUCUUGCCGAGAGUAUGGCUCUUGCCGAUCGAGCGGGACUUCAACAGAAAGACGUUCUUGAGGUUUUAGAGUUAACCUCCCUAGCUUGUCCAGCGAUUCUUGACAAAGGAAAGGCCAUCAUCGAGGGUGGUUUCCCGACACAACUACCGCUCCAACAUAUGCAGAAAGAUCUUAGACUAUCGUUAGGAAUGAGCGAUCAGCUCGAACAACCUCUACCCCUCGCUGCAGCAGCGAACGAGGUUUACAAGCAUGCGAAACGCCUCGGUUAUGGGGAACACGAUGCAUCGGCUGUUUACAUCAGAGCCAGGUUCUAAGGGAGAACAACGUUGUCGGGCUUUUGCUAAGAUCAUAUUUAUUGCAAUACCUAACGUUGUUUCCCAGCGCUAAGAGAGAGGAUUAAUUAAGUGCGUCAAUUUGUCGCGAAAAUCGGUAAUGUCAUAUAUCGAGAUGGAAAUGGAGAAAGAGCCAAAUAUGAAGCAAGAGAGAGAGAGAGAGAGAGAGGGAG